AUGGCUUCAACCUCCAAUAUUGUGCUAUUAGUUUCUAUGUUACUAACAAUUCUCGUUGCUUUGCAGUUCAAGGACGGUAAAUGUUUCUCGACUAUUCCUCACCCAGUACAUGUAUAUGUUACCAACAACUUAACCGGCAAUUUACAGCUUGGUGUCCAUUGUAAAGACAAGCAUGAUGAUUUUGGAUAUCGAAUCACACAUUUUCAAGAAAGUUAUAACUUCACUGUUCAUCCUACAUUCAUGAUACCGAAUAAAUUAUACUGGUGUAGUUUUUCAUGGAUUAAUGGAGCUAAAUAUUUUGACAUUUAUGUUCAAAAACGAGAUCAGGAGGAUUGCGACAGAGAGUGUCAUUGGCAAAUAAAUGCAUACGGACCAUGUAAGGUGAAGGUUGGAUCUGUUCAAUGUUUUCCGUGGAAUGCUGCUAUUGAAGGACGGACAUAG
This is a messenger RNA of Trifolium pratense (red clover), 441 nucleotides long. RefSeq names its product S-protein homolog 5-like. Lineage: Eukaryota; Viridiplantae; Streptophyta; Magnoliopsida; Fabales; Fabaceae. The transcript has a single exon. Bases 1 to 441 code for a protein of 146 amino acids. The record is from RefSeq and is a predicted model, not a curated record.